This is a messenger RNA of Melanotaenia boesemani (Boeseman's rainbowfish), 2501 nucleotides long. Its product is annotated as nuclear distribution protein nudE homolog 1-A-like. Gene Ontology annotation, cellular component: kinetochore; centrosome; kinesin complex. Gene Ontology annotation, biological process: establishment of mitotic spindle orientation; mitotic centrosome separation; chromosome segregation. NCBI's taxonomy places the organism in Eukaryota, Metazoa, Chordata, Actinopteri, Atheriniformes, Melanotaeniidae. The transcript is spliced from 10 exons. The record is from RefSeq and is a predicted model, not a curated record. Gene Ontology annotation, molecular function: microtubule binding. Bases 181 to 1215 code for a protein of 344 amino acids.
AAUGGCAUCCAAAAGGCGAAGGUUCGUUUGUAUUUGGUUGGUGAGUCGAAUGUCGUCCUAACUUAGCAAGAGAUUAGUUUGUUUAAGUUCCAGACGCAGACCCCUGGAAAUCCAGCAUAACGUCGAAAUACAUUCCUCUCCAUGUAGCAUGUUGUAAUCAUUUACUUGUAUUCAGCAAAUAUGGUGGAGCCAGUUGCACAUUCAUUUGCAUCUCUAGAGGAGGAGCUGGGGUUCUGGAAAGAGCAGGCUCAGAGACAUCAGCAAAGGGCAGAGGAGUCUCAGGAAGAGCUGCAGGAAUUCCAGCAGAUGAGUCGAGAUUAUGAAGCAGAACUGGAAGCAGAGCUGAAGCAGUGUGAGGGUCGAAACAAAGACCUGCUGCUGGAUAACAAUCGACUGCGGCUAGAACUGGAAAGUAUAAAGGAGAAAUUUGAGGCCCAGCAUUCUGACGCUCUGAGGCACAUCUCAACGCUGGAAGGAGAACUGGCAGAGACCACAGCAGUUAGAGAUCAUCUACAGAAGUAUAUCAGGGAGUUGGAGCAGUCAAAUGAUGACCUAGAGAGGACUAAGAGGGCUACCAUCAUGUCUCUGGAGGACUUUGAGCAACGGAUGAACCAGGUCAUUGAGAGAAACGCCUUCCUGGAAAGUGAGCUGGAUGAGAAAGAGAACCUGCUCGAAUCUGUUCAGAGACUCAAGGACGAAGCACGAGACCUUCGCCAGGAGCUGGCUGUACGACAGAAGGAGAGACGACCAUCUAGCAGCCUGGGCAAGGAUGCAGAUCGUCCAGAUCUGCCGUGCUCCUCUUCGGUGAACACAUCUAUCCCCGUCACACCCUCCAAACCGAUCAGCUCCUACAUGACGCCUCCAAACUCCAGUAUCCGGCGAGGUGAUGGUCUAACAGGGACUCCUCUCACUACAUCUGCUAGAAUAUCUGCACUAAAUAUUGUGGGGGAGCUGCUGAGAAAAGUUGGGAAUUUGGAGUCGAAGUUAGCAUCUUGUCGAGACUUUGUAUACGACACCACUGUGAGUAGACCAGCGCUCCUACCUGGGUCUGGUAGUCCUCCAAGUUCAGAAGCUGGUCCUGAGGUCCAAGCCAGCAGUUUUAGCCCUCCUCAGUAUGACAGUUUGGUGAAGAGGUUAGAGUUUGGACCAGCUCCUCCAAGAGGGCUCUCACAGGGUCCCCACUCUCCUCAGGGAGGGGUCAAGAUCCUGCUAUAAGAGGAGAAAAAUGUGGACUGGCGGCCUGUCGACGGUGUACCCAGCCUUGUACCUGGUAGCUGGUGGGAUAGUGACCCUGCACUGGAAUAAGCAAGUAUAGAAAAUGGAUGGGAGGCAUUUUACGAUUAGAUUGGCAGAAUUGUGAGUCACAGCUGAUCAGUUUUGAGACACAAUGACAAUUAUCCAAAGCAACAGGGACACUUUGAGAAAUCAGUGACAAAAUAUACAACUGUCUGAUGCAAAAGUGAAAAAUCUAUGUUCCCCCCCGUCCCUUCCAGUGUUUACUUGUUUUAUAUGUUAGUAAUAAUUCACUUGAAGCGUUCUGGUUAGUGUGUACUGCAGGUAAGACUGACUGCUCAUCAAUACCUCUCAACCUAACUUGAAAAAAAAAUCCCUUUACUAACAUACUGAUGUUGGUUGUCUGCUUUUUUUUUUGUUUAUUUUUUCUUAAUAAGGGAAAGUAUAUUUCCUUCUGAGUAUCUGUUUCCUGCCAGACUUGUCUCAGAUUCGUUUUUUUUUCUUGUAUGCAGAAAUGAUCAAUGUGACAAGUAGUUUUAAGAUUUCUGCCUCAGAGAUGAGAUCUGUCAUGCUGUAGAUUUAUGAUCUAGUCUUUGAGGAACCUUUUUUUUUUAAAAUAAGUUUUCUAAUUUUUUUUAGCUAAUAAAUUUAGAUGGGCACUAUUGAAUGUAUACAAGUAAUUCUCUUAUAGGUUUGGGAAAUCCACUCUGCCAUCAAGGGUUACAUGAACGUUUGGGAGAAGACAUGAAGCAAUAAUAGAUUUAAACAUGUUAAAAGAUAAGCACAGUUAAUAUCUGCAGAUAUGUAGAGCCUGUAUUGAAUACAUUGCUCCUGCUUUGUUUUUUUAUUUUUUUUUUUAUGGAGUUAUAGUGAAUCUGGUGCAAUAGCCGGGUGUUUCCUGGAAAUAUUUUCUGGUUAACCCGAAAUUGCCAUAACUGCCAUCCAUCAGCUCAUUCAGCAGAUGGUACUGUUACGUUUUCACACUGUAGCCAGAGUAUAGGGACUAAAUCUUGACAUGAGAACUGAAGUUGUAUUUGCUGUUUAGUCUCUUUUGGGCAAAGAGGAGCUAACUAAUUGUAAUACUUGACCUCUGUGUUCUGGGUGUUUGUGUUCAGCGCCUCCUCAACUGCUUCUGUACGUGCCUGAGGUAUUAUACCUGUCCGUUAUCCUGCUGGUUUGCAGUUGUUUUCCUAUUGUUCUGAAGAAGUCACAAAAUUGUGAAUCAAUUCAGUUACUGAACAAGAAAGAAAUUAAAAGGAAAAAGUCCA